GAACGCACGAGACGUGACCGAACGUGACCAUUUCCCUUGUUCUUCCCCACAAUGAGCGCGACGGGCGCCUCGACGAACGCGACCGCCGCGAAGGAGCGCCUCUACUCGCAGCUGGCGAGCAGCCUCGCACGCACGACGCGUAAUGUCCAGCGAACCGCCGACCUCUGCGAACUACUGCAGAUGGAUUUGCACGCCCUGCGUAUCUUCGCUGCGCUGGACGCGGCCAAGUUUAUGGCCGUUGCAAAAGUUGUCGAGGAACGCGCCGAUGAAGAGGAUAGGGUACUGGAAGAGCAAGCACAACAAUCAGGAUGAUUCAACGUAGAGCACGUAAGUCGGCCUUCUGCCUGUGCCACGAUGAUCUCUUAUGGCUUGGUAAUUAGUAGAUCCUCCUCAUAACCCAUCUAUACCUCUGUAUCCUAGACAGAUGCUUG
Schizophyllum commune H4-8 is the source of this 431-nucleotide messenger RNA. RefSeq lists its product as uncharacterized. The record is from RefSeq and is a predicted model, not a curated record. Bases 52 to 312 code for a protein of 86 amino acids. The transcript is spliced from 2 exons. Lineage: Eukaryota; Fungi; Basidiomycota; Agaricomycetes; Agaricales; Schizophyllaceae.